Molecule: messenger RNA, 498 nt
Organism: Lutra lutra (Eurasian river otter)
Lineage: Eukaryota; Metazoa; Chordata; Mammalia; Carnivora; Mustelidae
Product: ubiquitin-like protein FUBI
Exons: 1
Coding region: 59-454 (131 amino acids)
Biological process (GO): translation
Cellular component (GO): cytosolic small ribosomal subunit; ribosome
Molecular function (GO): structural constituent of ribosome; protein binding
Source: RefSeq, a predicted model, not a curated record
UCUUUCUCAACUCCAUCUUUGUGGUAGCAGCUGUGGUUCCCGUGGUUCAGUCACCGAAAUGCAGCUCUUUGUCCAUGUCCAGGAGCUGCACACCCUCGAGGUGACCGGCCAGGAGACAGUUGUCCAGAUCAAGGCUCAUGUGGCCUCACUGGAGGGCGUCAUUCCAGAAGAUCAAGCCGUGCUCCUGGCAGGCACGCCCCUGAAGGAUGAGGCUACCGAAGGUCAGUGUGGAGUGAAGGCUCUGACCUUCCUGGAAGUAGCCAGCCGCAUGCUUGUAGGUAAAGUCCACAGUUCCCUGGCCUGUACUGGGAAAGUAAGAGGGCAGAUUCCCAAGGUGUCCAAACAGGAGAAAAAGAAGACAGGCCAAGUCGAGCGGGAGAAGCAGUACAACUGGCACUUUGUCAAGGUCGUGCCCACUUUUGGCAAGAAGAAGGGCCGAAAUGCCAACUCUUAAAUCCAUUGUAAUCUUAACUCUCCACAGUAUAGCCACUUAGUUCA